CGCCCCUGUCGGUCGCGGCGCGUGCGCUGUGCGGAGGCUUUGACCUUCAGCCGGGCGGCAGCAGCCAGCAGCGGGGAGAGGCCUCGCCAUGUUCUCCCGAGGAGCCGCGGUCCUGCUCUACCAGCCGCAAUGGGGCCAAGUCAGGAAUAUGGCCACUUUAAAGGACAUUACCAGGCGUUUAAAGUCCAUCAAGAAUAUCCAGAAAAUUACAAAGUCCAUGAAGAUGGUUGCUGCAGCGAAGUAUGCCAGAGCCGAGAGGGAACUGAAACCAGCUAGAGUGUAUGGAGUAGGAUCCUUGGCUCUCUAUGAGAAAGCAGAAAUUAAGGUCGCUGAAGACAAGAAGAAACACCUCAUUAUUGGUGUGUCCUCUGAUCGUGGUCUUUGUGGUGCUAUCCAUACCUCUGUUGCUAAAGCCAUAAAAACUGAAAUUAGCACCCUCUCAGAUGCAGGGAAAGAGGUCAUGGUGGUUGGAGUGGGUGACAAGUUAAGAGGCCUGCUUCAAAGAACACACAGUAACCAUUUCCUGGUGACAUUCAAAGAAGUGGGAAGGAAACCCCCCAGCUUUGGAGAUGCUUCAGUUAUUGCCUUAGAACUGCUAAACUCUGGAUAUGAAUUCGAUGAAGGAUCUGUCAUCUACAAUCGAUUCAGGUCUGUCAUCUCCUACAAGACAGAUGAAAAACCUUUCUACUCUCUUGAUACAGUUGCUGGUGCUGAAAGCAUUAGUAUCUAUGAUGAUAUUGAUGCUGACGUGCUGCGAAACUACCAAGAGUUUACAUUAGCAAACAUCCUCUUCUACUCUCUGAAGGAAUCCGCCACCAGCGAGCAGAGUGCCAGAAUGACUGCUAUGGACAGCGCUAGCAAAAAUGCUUCUGAGAUUAUUGACAAAUUGACCUUGACAUUCAACCGUACCCGUCAAGCUGUCAUCACCAAGGAGCUUAUUGAGAUCAUUUCUGGUGCUGCUGCUCUGGGAUAACCGGAAAGCAAGUUUCAGCUAAAGUCAAGAGGUAAAGAAACGAGGAGCUAUUCUAGAGAGUUGGUUUAACCUGCUUAUAUCCAUAUUGAUAAAACUGUUGGUCCAUCAUUCUGUGAAUUAAUGGGGAAAACCUGAAAAUAUUUGUAAAUUAUCUUACAAUAAACCACCUACAUGAAACAAAC
Molecule: messenger RNA, 1155 nt
Organism: Chelonoidis abingdonii (Abingdon island giant tortoise)
Lineage: Eukaryota; Metazoa; Chordata; Testudines; Testudinidae
Gene: ATP5F1C
Product: ATP synthase F1 subunit gamma
Biological process (GO): proton motive force-driven ATP synthesis
Molecular function (GO): proton-transporting ATP synthase activity, rotational mechanism
Source: RefSeq, a predicted model, not a curated record